This is a messenger RNA of Syzygium oleosum, 627 nucleotides long. RefSeq lists its product as uncharacterized. Lineage: Eukaryota; Viridiplantae; Streptophyta; Magnoliopsida; Myrtales; Myrtaceae. The record is from RefSeq and is a predicted model, not a curated record. The transcript has a single exon. The coding region runs from base 1 to 627 and encodes 208 amino acids.
AUGAACACUCUCCCGCAACGUUUUGGGAUACCGGUGCACUCCGAGCACUCGGUAGUCGAGCACCCGGUAGGUGAGAACCAGGCUUGCAUUAAGCGUACUACGGUGGUUUGGGUAGAUGUAGGUGAACCCCAGUUGCAAUCCAAUAAGUUCACAGAAUGGUGUUUCCGAGCUGGUUUUAAUGAGUUUGAACCCGUUCGGAGUUUUGAUGUCCCGCAUGAUGGAGUCGGAGAUUGGGAUCCGUCGGCCGUUCCUCCUCCUGAUGGUGAGCUGACUAGUGCUGAGACGGGCCCUGUGAAGUCAGGCCCUGCACCUGCACCUGCACCUGUACCUGCACCUGCACCCAUGGACCCUGAGCCUAUGGAGGUCGAGCCCGACCUAGAACCCGAGGAGUCACACCAGGAGGCGGUCCCUGUGGAGCCGGAGGUUGAGCAUGAGCUGACUGAAGAGUUUGAAGACCCCAAAGGAAAGUACGAGGAGCCUAAAGAAGAGUUUGAAGAAGAGCCUGAAGAAGAAGAACUCGAGGAAGAACCGCCGAUUGAGGUCCCAUCAGAGUCGGGAUCCGAGGAUAACCCGAUUGAGAUUAAGGCUGACCCCGAGUGGACACCUUCUAGGUCUCAUAGGGGUUAG